AUGACUGACGAUAACCACACCUACAGCGCCAAGUGUCGCCUGGCCCCUGUUUCUCGCGUUCAACGCGAAGAUGAGGUCCCCCCGGUCGAGGCUCAGUUCUUCUACUCGUCAGUGAUCCCCAUUGAUGAUCCUCUUUCAACUUCCUCAAUUGUUGGUGCCGAUUCAAAGACAAGCAAAGGACAAGUGCGCCCCUUUUCUCGAGGUGAUAAUAAUGCGCUGGAAAAGGCUUGGCUGAGUCUCAUGUCUGAGCCUUCACGUCGCGCUCAUCAAGAUGCACUGAGGAAUCUGGAUCGCACUCCUCAGUUUGAUCCAGAGGUGCUCGCAUCGCUCAUCCAGCUCAUAACUACAAAUCACUGGGAGAGGCACCGGAAAGGCUAUAAGCCACAAGAUGUGACAGCACCAGUCAGUGAUGUACUGCCCACAAUGCCUGUGCCCACCUGUUGCUCUGAACUGGUCCUUGACGUUUCCCAAGAACUUGAGAGAGCUUUCUGUGCCCUGGUCAGGCGGCGAAAUCCAGCCCUGAAUGUGGACCAAGUCACGCAACAGGUCGUGUCUGCACUUGAUCGGUUGAAAAAACAAGCCAACGAUGAAAUUGAGGCUCAGCCGGUAUCAAACAGCUCACCCUCGAGCCAUCCAGGAACCGCUUCCGCUAGUACUACUGACCACCCAGUUACCCACAUUCCCAAGACCACAACAACGGAGCCUCGUAGGUCUAGGCGUCGAUCAACUAUAGGAGAAAUGAGAGCGAGAACCAAUAGCUUAUCUACCUCACAGCCACCACGAGUACAAACACCCGUUGGCAGUCCCGGCCUUACACGACCACCAGUUGUCGAUGAUGGGAUUUCAGGCAGACCAUUCGUACGCGUUGGAAGUCCGGAGACGCAAUCAGAACCCGGAUCUCUCUCGCUGACUGGACUCGGAGGUCCAGGCCGGCAUACUUCUCGAAACCCAGAUCGUACUCAAGGCGUUCCUGAAGGUGAAGAGACUGUGACCAUUGCGAAACAAGGGACUCAGGCAGUACCCGAGGAGAGCCAGACCAAGGUAGCCGAGGUUGCGGUCGGAAUAUCAAGACUUCAUAUGGUCUCGUUGCCUGUGCUUCAGAUGAAGCCGAUAUACUGGUCCCCAAUCAACGACGUUGCAAUUGUUUCUAGGGCGACUUGGUUCUAUAGGUUAGAUACUAUGCUCCCAAUACCGCCGGCUGUUGCUAACCAGUUAGAGGCCGGCUAUCACUAUUUGCGACCGUGGACUGAGACAUGGAGUGAUGAGCUCCGAUGUGCUAUCGACGUUGGACCACUGGGUGAAGAAAAGAUUUCGCAUAGACUAUGGCCCGAGGAUUCAGAGAUAGGUUCCGGAGACGACUUCCCUGAGCCAGUUAUACCAUCAGAUCCAUUUUGUGCUGCUCGCUGCUUUCGGGGCGAAGCUGCUGCUGAAGGUAACAUUGAUACGACCCCCAUGAAGAAGGCCACAGCGGAAGACGCAAGCAUGCUGACCCGACCGUAUUCGAAUUAUCAUGUCCUGUAUAAGAAUGCCACUGAGGCUUUUCUACUAAAACCGAGCCUGAAACCAUCAGCAUACUAUGGCCGACGACCGACGAUGAAGAUCAUGAAAGGCGUCACUGUAGGGAUUCCUGUCGCUCGAGGAUUCGACCGAGCAGCAUGGGAGCACCUACACCACAAGAAACAGGCACCAAACAAAGCAGGUGCUUCUGCUGCCGAUGAGUCGCACGAAAACCGUGGACAAGAUGUAUGCGCUGCCUGCAAAGCUGAUAAGGCGAAGCGUCAAGUGACUGAUCUGGUUCUUGUCGCUCACGGCAUUGGCCAGAAGUUUGCGGAGAGGGUUGAGAGUUUCCAUUUCACUCAUGCCAUCAAUGGAUUUCGCCGAGCUGUGAAUAUGGAGCUCCAGAGCCCUCUGGUCAAGCAGGUUCUGCGCGAUGAUCAGAAUGGACUGAUGAUCUUGCCCCUGAAUUGGCGAAUGGGCCUGUCUUUUGAGGAUGGAGGACCAAUGAGGGAGGAAGAUAAGGAGGAAUACACGCCGGAGGGGUUUGGACUCAAAGACAUCGAACCUGAUACGAUUCCGGCCGUCCGCAGCAUGAUAUCAGACAUCAUGUUCGACAUCCCCUUUUACAUGUCACAUCACAAAGGGAAAAUGAUCCAGGCUCUUGUAUCAGAAGCAAACCGUGUCUAUCGGCUCUGGUGCCGCAAUAACCCAGGUUUUGCUGACAAUGGACGCGUCCACAUGAUCGGACAUUCCCUUGGGAGUGCAAUGGCUCUUGAGAUUCUCUCAAAUCAACCAACCACAGUGCCAAGACUGGACUGGUCUCGAAAGGAACCCGAGGCACGUUUCUUCGAGUUUGAUACCAAGAAUCUUUUCCUGGCGGGCAGCCCUGCGGGAUUCUUUCUUCUUCUGGAGCGUGGUGUCCUGAUGCCUCGUCAUGGUCGAAUGAAGCCUGGAGCUGAUUCAAACGACAUUGUAUCGAAAGACGUCGUAGCAGAGGCCGGGACUUUUGGCUGCUUGGCUGUGGACAAUAUAUACAACAUCCUUGCCAAGGAAGAUCCCAUUGCGUACCUUCUCAAUGGCGCCGUGGACCCUGUCUACGCGGCGAGUCUCAAAAAGGCUUACGUACCUAGCAUUUCGGGUUCUCUGUGGAAGUCUGUCGGCGCCGCAAUGCGAGGAGUAGUACCAGGCAUGGCACCAGCACCCAACCCUCUAGUCCCGGAGCCGGAGCGACCUUCAACGAUCCGAUUGCCCUCUCAAUUAGAGCUCGAGGUGCACGACUUUACCCGGGAAGAGAUUGCAGAGAGAAAGGCAUUUCUGCUUAACGACAACGGGCAAAUCGACUGGUACCUCCGUUCUGGGGGAGGGCCUUUGGAGAUACAGUACCUCAACAUGCUCAGUGCGCACUCCAGCUAUUGGACUAAUCAUGAUUUUAUUCGAAUGCUUUGCAUCGAGAUUGGACGAAAGCCGGGUCGGGCAAAUUCCAUUGCCGCCUUCCGAGCAACAAAGGCUGCAAAGAGACUUUUGGUAGAUUAG
Messenger RNA from Fusarium tjaetaba, 3030 nucleotides. Its product is annotated as phosphatidic acid-preferring phospholipase A1. The record is from RefSeq and is a predicted model, not a curated record. Gene Ontology annotation, molecular function: glycerophospholipase activity; metal ion binding. The coding region runs from base 1 to 3030 and encodes 1009 amino acids. The transcript is spliced from 2 exons. Gene Ontology annotation, cellular component: cytoplasm. Lineage: Eukaryota; Fungi; Ascomycota; Sordariomycetes; Hypocreales; Nectriaceae.